AUGCGUCUCGGCUACGCCACGGGCCCCAAGGAGAUCCUCCACGCCAUCGACGUCAACACCGCCGGCGCCAACCUGCACACCUCGGCGCUGACGCAGGGCAUCGCCGGCAGCCUGCUCCAGCACUGGGGCCAGGACGGCUUCCUCGCGCACUCGGAGGCCGUGUCGGCAUUCUACAAGGAGAGGAGGGACGUGUUCGAGGCCGCCGCGCACAAGUACCUCGACGGCCUGGCGACGUGGGUGUCGCCCGUCGCCGGGAUGUUCCUCUGGAUCGACAUGAGCCCCGCGGGCAUCACCGACUCGUACUCGCUCAUCCGCACCGAGGCGCUCGCCAAGGGCGUGCUCGCCGUCCCCGGCCAGAGCUUCUACCCGUCCAACAGGAAGAGCCCGCACGUGCGCGUCUCGUUCUCCAUCAUCGACCUCGAGACCAAGGCCCCCGAGGGCUUUGCGCGUCUCGCCGAGGCCAUCAAGGACAAGCGCAAGGAGCUUGGCCUCGAGUAG
Messenger RNA from Apiotrichum porosum, 498 nucleotides. RefSeq lists its product as uncharacterized. The record is from RefSeq and is a predicted model, not a curated record. NCBI's taxonomy places the organism in Eukaryota, Fungi, Basidiomycota, Tremellomycetes, Trichosporonales, Trichosporonaceae. Bases 1 to 498 code for a protein of 165 amino acids. The transcript has a single exon. Gene Ontology annotation, biological process: biosynthetic process. Gene Ontology annotation, molecular function: transaminase activity; pyridoxal phosphate binding.